This is a messenger RNA of Cebus imitator (Panamanian white-faced capuchin), 1462 nucleotides long. It is a transcript of the gene SCAMP2, whose product is annotated as secretory carrier membrane protein 2. Gene Ontology annotation, biological process: protein transport. The coding region runs from base 241 to 1230 and encodes 329 amino acids. The record is from RefSeq and is a predicted model, not a curated record. Gene Ontology annotation, cellular component: trans-Golgi network membrane; recycling endosome membrane. The transcript has 9 exons. NCBI's taxonomy places the organism in Eukaryota, Metazoa, Chordata, Mammalia, Primates, Cebidae.
CGGCAGAGCGAAGCUGUGGACGGAAGCCGAAUGCCCACCCGUCGCCUAUUGUGGCCCAGGCAGGGGGGCGGAGCGGACCUCGGUGACGUCACAGAGUCACGCCCCCGGGGGAGGGCGCCAGGCCAACGCCAGAACUGCUGCCUCGAUCCCGGAAGUGGAGGGUCAACACGAAGCGCCGCUGGGUCUAGGUGCCCGGAGGCAGCAGCGUUCUAGGAGCUUACCCGCUGGCCCCCGAUCGCCAUGUCGCUUUUCGACACCAACCCCUUCGCGGACCCAGUGGAUGUAAACCCCUUCCAGGAUCCCUCUGUGACCCAGCUGACCAAUGCCCCGCAGGGCGGCCUGGCGGAAUUCAACCCAUUCUCAGAGACAAAUGCAGCGACAACAGUUCCUGUCACACAACUCCCUGGGUCUUCGCAGCCAGCGGUUCUCCAGCCCUCCGUGGAACCCACCCAGCCGACCCCCCAGGCCGUGGUGUCUGCAGCCCAGGCAGGCCUGCUCCGGCAGCAGGAAGAACUGGACAAGAAAGCUGCGGAGCUAGAACGCAAGGAGCGAGAGCUGCAGAACACCGUGGCCAACUUGCACGUGAGAGAGAACAACUGGCCACCCCUGCCCUUGUGGUGCCCUGUGAAGCCCUGCUUCUAUCAGGAUUUCUCCACAGAGAUCCCUGCCGACUACCAGCGGAUAUGCAAGAUGCUGUACUAUCUGUGGAUGUUGCAUUCAGUGACUCUGUUUCUGAACCUGCUUGCCUGCCUGGCCUGGUUCUCAAGCAACAGCUCCAAGGGAGUGGACUUUGGCCUCUCAAUCCUGUGGUUUCUGAUCUUCACUCCCUGUGCCUUCCUUUGUUGGUACCGACCCAUCUACAAGGCCUUUAGGUCCGACAACUCUUUCAGCUUCUUUGUGUUCUUCUUUGUAUUUUUUUGUCAAAUAGGGAUCUACAUCAUCCAGUUGGUUGGCAUCCCUGGCCUGGGGGACAGCGGUUGGAUUGCAGCCCUGUCUACACUGGGCCAGGAUGCCCUGGCCGUAUCAGUCAUCAUGAUGGUGGUGGCUGGCUUCUUCACCCUCUGUGCCGUGCUCUCAGUCUUCCUCUUGCAGCGGGUGCACUCCCUGUACCGCCGGACAGGGGCCAGCUUCCAGCAGGCUCAGGAGGAGUUUUCCCAGGGCAUCUUCAGCAGCAGAACCUUCCACAGAGCUGCUUCAUCUGCUGCCCAAGGAGCCUUCCAGGGAAAUUAGUCCUUCUCUCUUCUCUCCGCUUCAGCUUUUCUCUCGCCUGCCUUGAGCUGCACUUAUCCGUGGGUGCCUUAUCUGGUGGUGGCUGUGCCCAGCACAGACCCCGAGGGGGGUCUUGCUGUGGCUCUUCCUCCUCCCUCAGUGACCAGCUCUCCCUGGAAGGGGAGGAAGGGACAGGGACUUUUUUUUUUUUUACACACACAAAAAAACAAAGCCAUCUUUCCUUCUCUGGUGG